UUUGCUAAGUAACACACAUGGUAACUGACAUAAACAACCAUGUAGCCGGUAGUUUAUAUUCUGUCAUCUCCACGGACAACAAGUGACAAGAAUGGAGCUGGUGUGGGAGGACGAUCCAGUCCCUGAAGCGCCUUUCUUUUCCAGAGAUCUCUAUGACAAGUAUUCCCUCGCACCCACUAUUAGAGAAUUGUGGGCCUUCCUCCAAAGCCCUGAAGAGAAUGCCAGCAUAAAACAGGAGUGUGAUGUCGGGGCUGUGAAAGCCUCCUGCUCUCCUUCCAAAGAAGAAGCUGCAGAGUUAAAAGACAAUAGUUGCAUCAGCAGCCAAGCGUCCUGUUGGGACAGCUGUGAUAGUGAUGAUGCAUGUGCAGACAGUGCUGCUGAAAGCACAAACGAGUGUAAGGACGCCAAAAACUCAAGAAAAACAGUGAAGCAGAAGAAGACUAAAGCCAGUGCUGCUUAUCCUGAACCCAGGCUGCCCUUCCCAUGUAUGUCCUGCCUUUCCAGCAACGAACAAAAGACAUAUGUUGACUUUUUGACGAGUAAGCAAACCAGGGUCAUUUCACAGAACUUACAGACACGAGUAAACAACGAAGUGAUGCAGUUCACGAGGUACCUGCAAGAUGUGUCGAGACUAUGUGCCGACGACUACAACUUCAUAACACAGGGAGCCAUGCAGUAUUCAGAGGAGGUCCUCAGGAACUGUUUAGAAUGCAUGAAAACACUUCCUGAGCUCUACCAGAUCCAGGAGAUGACCAGUUUGACAGGAGGGACAUUCAAUCCAGGCCUAAAUCUGACCUUUGAAAAACAGCUGCUGACCAUGGGCGAUGUGACUAUUACAGACCACACAAUAGUGCCCGCUGAUACACCGCUUGCAUCGGAUUAUCAGAGUGUUUCAUCAGAGAAUCCUCCAGCUAAAAAAGCUAAGGACAUGCACGCUACGAUCAGUAAUGAUGGGAAUGCUGAGAAGCUGUGUGCCUGUUAUGAGCCUCACGUCUGUCUGACUAGAGAUGCUUUGUUCACGCUGCUAAACAACAACGGCCCUGACUUUGCGGAACAAUGGGAACUGCCUGUGUGGGUAAAAUUAAACCCAGGAAAAGGUAGUCAGAGGAAGGCUGUGUACAUAGAUUCGCCUCUUCUGAAGACUGAAAUGACAGUGAGAGAGAGGAGUCAUAUCUACCACGAGGAGAGUCUGAAGCUCGCCAUCAUUAGUAACGGAAGUAAAAAUGUCUUCCAUUUAAUGACGGAGCUUCCUGCGAGUGAGCAGCAGAUUUCAUCGGAGAGCUCCAAAAGAAAUUUGGUGUCUUUUGAAGACAAUGGUCUUGACUUUGAGGUCGACCUCACUGACCUGGAGACGUUUGGAGAGAAAACAGCCACGAAAACCUCGAUGAAGGUGGAGAAAGAGCAGGAUGGAUGUGCACAAAGUAAAAAUGCUUCAAGUUACCCGCUUUUAAAUGAGACUAAAAGGUUGAGUGAACAUCUUGUGAGUGCGAGCAGCAGUUCACAACAGGAGACGAAGAGCUCUUUGAUCCACAUGGAUGAUUCUGUAACUGAACCUGCUCAACCAGUAGUGAGUGAGACCACUGUGCCAAAGACUGAACCAAUGAGCCAGGACUCUGCCCAAGAGACUGAUGAAGACAUGGCUUUUACCGGAGACUCAGAUGAUGAGAAGCUGGUCAUUGAUGAUUCUGUGUCUUCAGGAUUAACACCUGCAAAAAAAACUACUGCAAACCCCACCUCUGAGUCUGCACCUGUAAAGUCGGAGCCAUCUUCCCCUCAUAAAGGUGCAAGAUGCAGGCCACAAACGAAAAGAACAAAGGUCGUUGGGGACCAGCUCGGUGAGAUUCUGCGCAUGCAGACAGCCAUGUUCAAGUCUGCCACCGACACAACCAAAAGCUCCACUGAGUCACCCAGCCGAUGUGUUGGAUCCUUGGUUCCCUCUCAUCCGACAUCCCUGGUUAAACCCUGUGUGUCCUCAUAUUUGGAGAGAAACCAGAACGAGGAUGAGGAGACCUGUGGGGUUCCUCGCGAACCGUCAGUUGUCAACAUAAAAACAGAGCACAAAAAAAUACUUUCACAAGACCUGCAGGCCAGUGCAGAGGACGAACAGGAUUACGAGGCUCCAGCAGAGGGCAACGUGUUGUACAAGCUCUACAGCCUGCAAGAUUUGUUACUGAUGGUGCGCAGCUCCGUUUCUCUGGCUCAUACAAGAAGAGUAGGCAACAACCAAAACAAGUUUGUGCCAGUGUACGUCUUACCUAAGCUGGAGUACCAACUGAGUUAUGGUGUUGAGUGUCUAACCAGCAGUGAGGCCUGCCAGCUGUGGACAGAGACCCUGCUCCACUCCAGCACAGCACCCCACAUAGCUCACAUCAAUGCGCACACAUCAAAAGUGGCGCUCCAGCGAAAGCUGCCUGACGACUGGAAGCAGAACAUCUCCUGUGGGUUCAAGCCUUCCAAGUCACUGAAUAUACUGCACCACCUACUGAAAAAGCUAACUGGGUUAGAAGAAGGACAGUACCUGAUUGUGCACCAAGCAGGGCAGCCAUUUGUGACCAUAUACAAGGCAGCUGAUGGAAAAGUGAGUCGGGGGGCGUACAACCUGCAGCAGGUCCACAGCUCCGUUCCACAACCCCCAACCUCCGGCCAAGUGCCCUGGAUACCCGUAAAUCCAGUCGAGGUCCUUCCCUUCCACAAGAAACACGGCCGGGCCCCCUGCACCUUUCCACCAAAAAUCUUCCAAAAGACAACACACCAGUCUAACAACCAUGGAGCUGGACAGAAGAACAACUUGAAUGCAAAAGGAAAGAAAAACAAAAAGAAACGUGCGGCCAGGCGUAACAAAUAUAUAAAAAAUCUAAUUCAGAAGUCUGUUUAAAGUCUUUCAUCAUAUGUGAUAAUUUUAUGUUCAUAUUUAAUAUCACAGAUUAAGUCAGAGGAGCUGGAGCUGUGUUGGAAAGGAAAGGGCAUAACUUUUAGGUUUCACAUCAGAAAUACAGUAUAUCCUUAAAUAUGAAUGUGAAUACUGAAGCACUUUUGCAGCAUAGAAUCUGUCAUUUUUUAUGUUUGUGUUUUGCUCAAAGACAUUUUGUAUAUUUUGUGAUGUUUUUUGUAAAACAGGAGCAACAAUAAAGUUUUGAGUGUUCAUUCAGGAGUGUGGUGUAUGUCUGUAAUAUGCAGAU
Stegastes partitus (bicolor damselfish) is the source of this 3179-nucleotide messenger RNA. RefSeq names its product interactor of little elongator complex ELL subunit 2 (gene ice2). The transcript is spliced from 15 exons. Gene Ontology annotation, biological process: positive regulation of transcription by RNA polymerase III; snRNA transcription by RNA polymerase III; snRNA transcription by RNA polymerase II. Bases 92 to 2875 code for a protein of 927 amino acids. The record is from RefSeq and is a predicted model, not a curated record. NCBI's taxonomy places the organism in Eukaryota, Metazoa, Chordata, Actinopteri, Pomacentridae. Gene Ontology annotation, cellular component: transcription elongation factor complex.